Micropterus dolomieu (smallmouth bass) is the source of this 926-nucleotide messenger RNA. Its product is annotated as type-2 ice-structuring protein-like. Gene Ontology annotation, molecular function: signaling receptor activity. Lineage: Eukaryota; Metazoa; Chordata; Actinopteri; Centrarchiformes; Centrarchidae. The annotation marks the transcript as partial. The record is from RefSeq and is a predicted model, not a curated record. The transcript is spliced from 7 exons.
CUCCAGACAGGACGUAACCACAGACACUGAGAAGGAGGAAGAGAAGAUCGUUCUGCAGCAGGUAAUCAUCAUCUUCAACAUCUGCAUCAUCUCCACCAUGAAGACGCUGACUCUGUCUGCACUUCUUUGUGCCAUGAUGGCUCUGACCAGAGCUGCUGUUCUUCCAACCAUAGAGGUUGUAAACUGGAUCGACUCGGUCACUCCAACAGGAGAGAGUCAUGUUGUCAGUAGGUCCACAUCUUGUUCCGAGGUUUGGACUGCUUUCAACGGUCGCUGUUUCCUCUACGUUCCACGAUCCAUGAAUUGGGCUGUGGCUGAGAGAAACUGUAUGUCCAUGGGUGGACACCUUGCAUCUGUACACAACAUCCAGGAGUACCAUCAGAUUCAGGCGAUGAUAUUGAGGGAAACUCAAAAUCAAGGAUUAACAUGGAUUGGGGGAUCUGAUGCACAACAGGAUGGAGUUUGGUUCUGGAGUGACGGAAAGCCUUUCAGCUUUUCUUACUGGUGUCCUGAUGAGCCUAAUAACGCUGGCGGUCGUCAGAACUGUCUGCAAAUGAAUGAUUCAGAUAAGAAAUGCUGGGAUGACCUGCAAUGUGAUGUUCACCGCCCAUCUGUCUGUGUCAGAAAUGGCUGUUAAACGCAUGAGGAACGUGUCAAAAACACAAACACUGAUCAAUUUGUGUUUGUGUCCACCAGUCUCAUAUUUGACGUGAAGGCUUUAUAACUCAUAAAAUGACAUCUUUAUUUCUUCUCUAUCGCUGUAACGCUAUUUAAGGAACAUAAACAGCAGCUGGAUUGUCUCUGUCUGUUUAAUACGAGCAGACUGAAUGUGUAAUGAAAAGAAAGCUUUUAGCACAACUUUAUUCUGCAGAGUGAACUGUUCUUUCUUGUCUUACGCAAAAUUAAAAUCUCAAGCAUUGAAACAA